Cryptococcus amylolentus CBS 6039 is the source of this 752-nucleotide messenger RNA. RefSeq lists its product as hypothetical. Lineage: Eukaryota; Fungi; Basidiomycota; Tremellomycetes; Tremellales; Cryptococcaceae. The transcript has a single exon. Bases 101 to 445 code for a protein of 114 amino acids. The record is from RefSeq and is a predicted model, not a curated record.
GUAAAAUUAUCGCAUUAGAUGAAGAGUAUAGAAUCUAUGAUUGUGUUUGAGGCGUGGUUGUUGGGCGCAAACAGUCUAUAGGACCGUGCGUGACAUUAUAAUGGCCCCACGAGAAGAGGACAUGCUGACAGACUCAUUCGCUGGAAUCGUCGCUGAUGCCAAUUGUCCUAUCACCUUUCCUCAUGGUAGCUCAUAUGACUCUGGUAUCUAUGUAUACCUCGUCAAGCAACCACAUACCACAUGCAGUCACCCAAGACGGAAGGUUCAAAGACUCAGCGUCAAUCAACGUGCCGCCGUGCAUCUCAUCAUACUCGCCCAAACGCAAUUGAAUAUUCCAAAAGUCGCUCUCACGGAAAGAGGGAGAAGAUACUCCUUGACGGACGCACACGCCAGAGCCUGGAAAGCUAUCCCUCAACAUACCUCUGGUCCACAGCGUCAGAAAUGAUACUCCCGUCUUGCCAACGCCCAAGAACCAAUCAACCAUAUAUCUCCCGAUUUUGGUCAUUGGCCGUCAAAGAUAUCCUGAACAGGUGAGAGUGGGGCGAGGUGAUACACCAGUGAUACACCAGCAAUUUAGACUGAGUGGCUAGCGUCAUACCAUUAUGAGUAGCUGUGAGCGUAUGCGCUUACCGCUAUUUACCCAGAUCUUGGAUCUCCCAGAUCCGAUCUGAUGACCCACUUACUUGAACACAAUCAUGCAAAGGUGACCACCAGUCAGGAUAGCGACUUUAGUAGACAGAGACAAGACAAGA